Molecule: messenger RNA, 1178 nt
Organism: Mustela erminea (ermine)
Lineage: Eukaryota; Metazoa; Chordata; Mammalia; Carnivora; Mustelidae
Gene: ZDHHC24
Product: zinc finger DHHC-type containing 24
Exons: 3
Coding region: 57-911 (284 amino acids)
Biological process (GO): peptidyl-L-cysteine S-palmitoylation; protein targeting to membrane
Cellular component (GO): Golgi apparatus; endoplasmic reticulum
Molecular function (GO): protein-cysteine S-palmitoyltransferase activity
Source: RefSeq, a predicted model, not a curated record
GCCCCAAUACGGAAGCGGCGGGGUACUCGGGAACCGAGUGCCGGUGGGUCCAAGCCAUGGGGCAGCCCUGGGCGGUGGGGACCGCGGAGGGGGCGCCCGCGCGGCUGCCUCUUGUGCUUACCGCGCUGUGGGCCGCGGCUGUGGGCCUGGAGCUGGCCUAUGUCCUGAUUCUGGGUCCCGGGCCGCCCCCGCUGGGACCCCUGGCUCGGGCCUUGCAGCUAGUGCUGGCCGCCUUCCAGCUGCUCAACCUGCUGGGCAACGUGGGGCUCUUCCUGCGCUCGGACCCUAGCAUUCGGGGCGUGAUGCUGGCCGGCCGCGGUCUGGGCCAGGGCUGGGCUUACUGCUACCAGUGCCAGAGCCAGGUGCCACCGCGCAGUGGGCAUUGCUCCGCCUGCCGCGUCUGCGUCCUUCGUCGGGAUCACCACUGCCGCCUGCUGGGCCGCUGCGUGGGAUUCCGCAACUACCGGCCCUUCCUGUGCCUGUUGCUUCACGCAGCAGGCGUCCUGCUCCACGUCUCUGUGCUGCUGGGCCCGGCCCUGUCUGCCCUCCUGCGAGCCCACGCGCCCCUGCACACCGCCGCCCUCCUCCUGCUGCCCUGGCUCAUGCUGCUCACAGGCAGAGUGUCUCUGGCGCAGUUUGCCCUGGCCUUUGUGACCGACACGUGUGUGGCAGGUGCACUGUUGUGUGGGGCUGGGCUGCUCUUCCAUGGGAUGCUGCUGCUGCGGGGCCAGACCACGUGGGAGUGGGCUCGGGGCCAGCACUCUUACGACCUGGGCCCUUGCCACAACUUGCAGGCGGCUCUGGGGCCCCGCUGGGUCCUCGUCUGGCUCUGGCCCUUCUUGGCUUCCCCACUGCCUGGGGAUGGGGUCACCUUCCAGACAGCAGCAGAUAUGGGCCUCGUGGCUUCCUGAUUCCAGGAAGAGCCAGAGGUGUUCAGGGAGAAGGUAGCAGGAGACGGGGGCUUCUAACUCCUUUGGGGCCCAACUCCGGCCUCCAGUCCCAACCUUGGCCUUGCCCCUGCCCAGCUUGGACUCCGGUAUCCAGGGCUUGGGUCCCGCAGCUCUGCCUCUGUUGGCCCCCCGAGUAGAGUGGAUGGUUUGGUAAGGGGCUGCUUGGCCAGCCUAGUCACCCCUUUGCUGGGUUAAUAAAGUGCCCACUUGGUUCUUGGACUCCCUCCA